UCGCACGUGACCCGGAUGUACUUCAGAGUUUUUUUAGCCAGUUAGCUAGCUGCCGCUCGAUGCUUGCAAACACAACGGCAGCAGACGGUAAGAACCUGGAUGCUGACACCCAGUAGGACAUCCCAUAUGGACCUCUGACUUCUGGCCCCAUCUUAUGUGAUUCUCUCCAAUCCUUGGGUAACUGAAACCAUGUCAAGCCAUACAGGAGUAAAGCCCUCCCUGCGCUUCGGCCAGGUGGUGAUUGGACCCGCAGGCUCUGGAAAAACCACCUACUGUCGAGGAAUGCAGGAAUUCCUGACUAGCCUGGGACGCAAGGUGGUUGUGGUGAACAUGGACCCUGCCAACGAAACACUACCGUACUCUUGUGCGGUGAACAUCUCAGAGCUGGUCACUUUGGACGAUGUGAUGGAGAGCAUGAAGCUCGGGCCCAACGGUGGGCUCCUCUACUGUAUGGAGUAUGUAGAAGCAAAUCUGGACUGGUUAGAGAACAAGCUGAAAGAGCACAGUGACUGUUACUUCCUGUUUGACUGUCCAGGACAAGUGGAGCUCUACACACACCAGAGUUCAGUAAAGAAUAUAUUCUCACAGCUCGCCAAGUGGAACUUCAGGCUCACUUCAGUGCACCUUGUGGACUCUCACUACUGCGCUGACCCGGCAAAGUUCAUCUCUGUGCUUUGCACCUCCCUGUCCACCAUGCUGCACGUGGAGCUUCCCCACGUCAACAUCCUCUCCAAGAUGGACUUGAUUGAGCAGUAUGGCAAACUGGCUUUCAACCUUGACUUCUACACAGAGGUCAUGGAUUUGACAUAUCUUCUCGAUCACCUGGCUGCAGACCCCUUCUUUAAGAAAUUCCAUCGUCUUAAUGAAAAGUUGGCAGAAGUCAUACAAGAUUACAGCCUUGUCUCCUUUGUGCCUCUCAAUGUGCAGGACAGAGAGAGCAUGAUUCAGGUCUUACGGACUGUGGACAAAGCCAAUGGCUACUGCUUUGGAGACCUGGAGGAGAGGAAUCUGCAGGCCAUGAUGUCAGCUGCUGUGGGGGCAGACUUCCAGUUCGACUCUACUCUUGGAGUGCAAGAGCGCUAUGUCGAAACCAGUGGAAAGACUCUGGAGGAGGAAAUGAUGGAUCUGUAAAUUGAAAAACCCAGAGAAAAGGAAAAAACUGUUUUUUGACUGUUUAGCUUCAGUAUACAAGGGGAGUCUUGGCAACAUCCAUCUAACUUGGCCUGAAUUCAGAGCCUCUCUGCGAAAGCGAAGAAGAGAUAGGAACUACAUUUAGGUGCUGUCGAUGCUUCAAGGUUGCACCACACGUCAUACAAUUCGCAAUGAGGACAGCUGAGUAGGGUAAAUGAAGAGCUUUUCUUCAGUUAUCAUCGAAAGGGGUUCAUCUCCAAUUUAUGCCAAUACAUUUUCUCAAAAUGUAACAAAUGCAACAGCACUCAUUUAAGUUUAGUUUUGUUAGAUGUUUAUGUUCACCAUUAUUUUAAGAGCACAGGUCAAAUGUCAAUGGCUAAGCAUCAUGGGUCAGUCAAGGUGACUGCAUUUUUUGUGUCUUCUCUAUGGGGAUUGGAUGAAAAUAAAAGAUUCAUGUUGUUACUA
Messenger RNA from Notothenia coriiceps (black rockcod), 1596 nucleotides. RefSeq names its product GPN-loop GTPase 2 (gene gpn2). The coding region runs from base 190 to 1131 and encodes 313 amino acids. NCBI's taxonomy places the organism in Eukaryota, Metazoa, Chordata, Actinopteri, Perciformes, Nototheniidae. Gene Ontology annotation, molecular function: GTPase activity. The record is from RefSeq and is a predicted model, not a curated record. Gene Ontology annotation, cellular component: cytoplasm. The transcript has 6 exons.